AUGGAUUUCGACAACGAAUCGUUGCUGAGAUGCUUCUGCUCCGAAGAGGAAGAGCGGGACAUAAUAGCUUGGAACAAGGAGAACGGGCAUGCGCGAUCGGAUGUCUUCGAGUUCAGACUCGAGGAAGCAGACAAGCUUCGAGAGGAGGGGAACGAACUCUUCAAGUCUGGGGAUUUUGACACCGCCCGGCAGCGGUACUACGGAGCUGUGUGGCACCUGGACUUCGACAUCGGACAGCAGUGGAAUCUAAUGGACCAUCACCAGCUUGACCUGAACACAAGGAAGCUGAAAGUCGUCAGCAACAUCUGCGGCGCGUACCUGAAAGCCCAGGACUGGGUAAACACCAAGAGGGCCGCUGACAUUGGUCUGCGGCACAUGGAAAAGGCUGGCCUCACGGACAAUGAUGCCAAAGGAAAGUUCUUGUACAGAAAAGGUUUUGCAAAUCUCCAACGUGGGUUUGCAGAGGACGCCGUCGAAGCCUUGAAGCAGGCGGAUAGCUUGAUCCCUGGGGACCGGCAGCUGCGCUUGGCGCUCAAAGAGGCAUCCGACCUUCAGAAGAAGGAUCGACAAAAGGCAAAGGAAGUUUGGAAAAGCAAGCUCCUGUCAGAAGACGAGAAGGCCUGCCAGGGCUCGUGGACGGAGCCAGCGGUGGCUUCAGCCCGCUUGAAGUUCACGCUGCGGCGCUGCUGUCGCAGAUGGAAGAAGGACUGA
This is a messenger RNA of Symbiodinium natans, 711 nucleotides long. The record is from the annotation of a GenBank genome assembly. Lineage: Eukaryota; Dinophyceae; Suessiales; Symbiodiniaceae.